This is a messenger RNA of Brachypodium distachyon (stiff brome), 2095 nucleotides long. RefSeq names its product extensin. Bases 235 to 1563 code for a protein of 442 amino acids. The record is from RefSeq and is a predicted model, not a curated record. The transcript is spliced from 3 exons. Lineage: Eukaryota; Viridiplantae; Streptophyta; Magnoliopsida; Poales; Poaceae.
CUUGUUUGUUUGUCUGCUUGUUCGGGCGAAAGGGAAGCCUGCAGGGGUGCGUGGGCCCGGCACGGCCGCACCAACGGCAUCAAUUCCUUCAUCUGCUCUGCGGGGCCAGUCGUCAGGUUGGCCAUCCCAAAAGAAAGACACCGGCGUUCGGAGCCGAGAGGUGGGCACCGGAGAGAGAAGAGAACAGCGGAAGGAGGAGAGGGGAGGCGCGUGUGGGUGGAGAGCGAAGAAGCCAUGGGGAGAGGGAGACGACGGCAAACGACGGAGAUCCAUGGAGGGCCACUGACGCUGGAGAAGUACCACCGGUUCUUCGUCGACCCCUGGGGCACCCGCGUCACCAUAGACCACCUCAACCACUCUGUUCUUCUUCCAUAUUUUGGACUUAAUCUGUUCCUCUUCCAUUUUUUAAAACUGAAUCUGCACUCUUCCUAUGCGAUGGGCUCGUUCCGUACGUGCGACUCUGAGUCUGAUAUGGCCGCUUCGCUUGCAGAUCAUUUCCAUGCAUGGCUUCGUCAGGCUCCACCAUCACCACAAGGAGGACACAUCAUGGGCCUUUUGGUGGGGCAGGUCGACUUGGAGCCGCCGCGCCGCUCCACGCUGCACUGCGCGCCGCAUGCGGCCCCGCCCUCCGCCGCAGUCAUCCUCGCCGCGGAGGCGAAGGCCGACAUUGAUGCGAUCGGCUGGGAGGAAUGUCCCGUCGGCUGCGUGGCCGCCUUCGCUGCCUCCGGGGACCCGCCGGAGCAGGUGCAACCCACGCCCCCGCCCGCCGACCGUGUCCUCGCGCUGGCGGUGCGGCGCGCGCGGUCCAAGCGGACGCGCAGGUCUGCCUACCAGCGCGUCGCUUCGUCCUGCUGCGCCAACAAGGUGAAGGAGGAGGUCAAGGAAGACGAAGAGAUGUGGUUGCCGCCACCGUCGCCUCCACCGCUGUCGAUGCGAUCCCCGACUCCUCCACCCCCGCCGCUAUCGCCCCCGCGCCAGGAGACUCUGGCGCCUUCGUCGCCGUGCUCCCCGCCACCAGGCUUCGGCUCGUCCGCGGCGCCGUGCUGGAGCCGCCCUACCCCUACGUUGGCGCCGAUACCCUCCGCACCACCGGGCUUUGGCUCGACGCCGCGCUGGAGUGGACCACCAUCAGGCUUCGGCUCGCCGCAGGUGACGCCGCCUCCUCCGCACCUGUGCUGGGGCUUGCCGUUGCCCAUGGCGCCACCGCCGUCGUGCACGGGAGCGCCGACGUACACGCAGCAUCUUCAGCCUGCAGGACCGCCAUCAUGCUGGCGCUCGCCAACGGCACCGCCGUCGUAUCCGGCACCGUUCUGGGGCGCGCCCCCGGAGCUGCUGCCACGGCAAGCGCCUUGGUGCUGGCCACCUCCUCCACCGCCGCACUGGCUACCACCUCCUGUGCUGCAGCAGCGGCCGCCACCGCCUCACUGGGGCUGCAUCGGCCCGUCGGCACCUCCGACACUGCAGCAACUACCACCUCCUAUGGGGGCGCAACAUCCGCCGCAUUUCCAGGGGCAGCAUACGCCACCGCCACCGGGUGUGUGCUGGGGCAGACCGGUGUUUUAGGGACUGUGCUUCAAGGCUUCAACUGCAUGCUAUACUGUUUUUGCUAAGCUUGUGAGUUUACUACACGGAGACAGGAAUUACAUAUUAGAUUAUUUAACUGUUAAAGAGUUCUGCUCUAGUUUCUGCUUUCCAUUUGACAGUAUCGUCUCUGUUGUACCCAGACUAGGAUAUUAUCACAUUAGUCAUGUCUCAUCUUUUUCUUAUGUACACCAAUUUCUUUCUUUUCCUCCGUAGCAACAUGUCUAACAAAUUUGCUCUGAGAUUCUCUAACUUGAUCAAUGCCAUAGGCAGCCUUUAUUUGUUGCUUCAGUAUGACGAUGCUCGAAUCUUGUAGUCUACAUUUUGAAUUUCUUGUCCUAAGUUCAGUUCCAUGAACUACACACCCCACUUGUGGUAUAAGUAUAAAAGAUUCUCUGAUGAAUAGCUUAAAGUUAAUUCUCCUCUAGGCGAAAUGGCAAUUUGCAGACUGUUUCCCCAUAAUGCUUAACAGAUGCUGUAACUAUACUGCAAAUACAAUUGACUAAUGCUGGGC